CGCAUAAGAUUUAAAACAUUCCAACAUUCCAAGACUUUCAAUUCGUUCCCAUUUGAAGAAGACGGGGGAAACGGAGAAUUACAGGAAUUAUAUCAGCCUCGGUCUUCUCUUUUGGGUCAAAAUCGAUCAUAUGCCUCUUUCUGGUAAACCUUCUAUGAGCCAAAAGAAGGAAGAACUCUAAUCACGACUUGAGAGGGAUAGAGAGAGAGAGAAAUAUCCUCAAUUUGUUAUCAAUAUCCCCAAUAUCCUCUUACCUUCUCUGUCUUUUCUCUUCAUAUGUACAAACCAGUGGAACUUCACUUCGGAAUUGCUUCUUAUUUCAAAUUCACAUGCAUUUUCCAAACAUAUUUUAUCUUGAACCUGUAAUUUCCUUCCUAUUAUUUCUAUUCUCCUUUUGAGUUCCGUGAGACUGCAAUAACCUACCCUCCGAGGCGCACACAUGUUAUCGACAAUCCUUUGUUCUCACUCGGCAUCUUCUCUUUUGUACAACAACAUAUAACUUUAAUCAAAAUGAUAGGUAUGUGUUACCAUCAUAUCACACCCUCCCACCUCCCCCAUUCAACUACUGAUGAGGUUGGCAGAUCAUGUUUUAGGGCGACCUUCUGUACAGUUUCGUAAGAUACAGGUUUUGGCUGUGGUAUCUUUCUGGUCGUUUUACCUCUUCCGGUAACAUUCUUGCGCCACCUUAUUAUCAUGAUAAUAACUAACAUCAAUUCGCAGAGGGAACAAAGAUGGACCUCCCAAAAUUCGAAAACUUUCCCGCAUACUCUCGAAAUACCUUACACCAUGGCAAACUCUUGUCAUAACCCUCCUCUACCUUUACAUUGCGCGCAACUUGGGAAAGCUAGUUGGACUCGAAUGUCCGGAGCCUUUAGCAAAUCUUUACACGAGAUCAUACUUUCGAGCAACAUGGGUUACUACAGCGUUGGAUGCCGGGUUUUGGAGUGCCAUGCGCAUAAGGCGGAAAUGGAUACGUGAUUUGGCUGGAGUGGUAUUCACCAUUUAUUAUUUGAUUGCUGCUGAGCAAGCUGAUGAAAAAGUUCGAAAAGUAAGAGGAAUGUUGACGGUGGAUCAUUUGAGAGUUAGUUGGAAUAAAGGAACAACUCCAUACUUGGGAUUUCUGUCGAAUUUAUUACGACCAAGAUUCAUGAGAUAUCCACCAAGGGCGAUUCGAAUACCGAGACCAUCGAGUAGUGAUUACAAAGAGCCUGUCAGUGGCUGGUUAUUCUUCGAUGGGCCACUAUCGGCACUGAAAAAUCAUACAAAGAUUGUUUUGGAUAUACCUGGUGGAGGAUUUGUGGCAAUGGAUCCAAGAACAAAUGACGACAAAUUAUUUGCAUGGGCAGGCAAAACUGGAUUGCCGGUUUUGAGUUUGGAUUAUAAGAAAGCACCAGAGUUUCCAUACCCCUAUGCAUUAAACGAAUGCUAUGACGUCUACAGUACGAUAAUCGCAAGUCGAGGUCGUUGUGUUGGAUUAUCCGGAGAUGUAAUUCCCAAGGUCGUGAUCACUGGGGAUAGUGCAGGUGGAAAUUUAGCUGCCAGCACCACAUUAAUGAUCAUCGAAUCCGGCAGAACAGAUACUCGACAAUUCUUGGGACAAGGAUCGCUUCCAAUUCCCGAUGGUCUAGUUCUCAUUUAUCCCGGAUUAGAUAUGAACAUUGGGAAUUGGAUGAGUGAUGAACAGAUGAGUUUGAUCAAAGAUAGGAAGUAUAGGAAGACAAAUAAGGGAAUUAUUGAGAGAAAAAGUAUGCAAUAUACUUUGGCAGCGGGAACACCACAUCAAAGUGAAGAUGAGGAUGAAAGUCCAAUGAAGUUACCUUCGCCACCAUCCAGAAUGGAAGAAGGUGCAGAAGUCUCUACUCAAACGCCGUCGAGAAUUUCUCUACCAUCCCCUCAAUAUAGCACCGCUGCCCCUACUAUUCUUUCUCCUACAUCUACAAAGACACCCACAAAAGUUCAACCAACAACACCAUCAACAUCUCACCAUCCCGCUCCUCUACGCACCCGUCUGGCCAUGUCAUCUAUGAUAUCCUACUUCAAUGACCGCAUCCUCACUCCGGAAAUGAUGCGUGCCAUGAUUAUUCUUUACAUAGGUCCUCACAAUCGUCCCGACUUUUCAACCGAUUAUCUCCUAUCUCCGAUUUUAGCACCUGAUUCAUUACUAGCUCGAUUUCCCAAAACUUAUUUCAUUACCGGAGAACGAGAUCCACUAGUAGAUGAUACGGUCAUCUUUGCAGGAAGACUAAGGAGAUGUCAAGGAGAAGAUGCAGCAGAAGUCAUGUUAAUUCCUGGAAUAAGUCAUGGCUUCUUACAGUUUGUUGGAAUCUUCCCAGAGGGGUGGAAAUAUAUUUUCCAGUGCGGAAAAUGGAUGCAAAAGAUCUUUGAGGAAUCAGAACAAAGAGAACUUACCAAAGCAAAUGAAAAAGAGAAAUAUCACAGAAGAACAAGAGCGGAGAGUUCGGGGGAUGAAGAUCCUGGGCUUGAAAUGAGAAUGAGUAUUAGUGGGAAAGGGAAAGGUCCCGGUGAUAUGAAUGGGAAUGGGGAAGUGAGGAGGAAGAAGGAAAAGCUUCUUAGGGAAGAAAUUGGAAGGGGUAGUGGGGAAAGAGGAAGAACGAGAUUAAGAGGAGGAAUGAAGAGACAAAAGAGUAUGGUCAGUUUAGCUAGUGAGGAUGAUCUUUUGGGGAGGAGAAUGUUGGGAUUAGUAGGUGCAUUGACAGGGAGGGGUGAUGAUGGUGGGGCUGAUGAUUGAAUUUGCAGCGGUUAGGAGGGAGUUAAGUGCGGAGUGCUGGGACUACAUGUAUUUAGAUAUUGGAAAGAGGACUUGGAAUAUACGAAUUCAAAAGUAU
Sclerotinia trifoliorum is the source of this 2846-nucleotide messenger RNA. The record is from the annotation of a GenBank genome assembly. NCBI's taxonomy places the organism in Eukaryota, Fungi, Ascomycota, Leotiomycetes, Helotiales, Sclerotiniaceae.